AUGGACAGGUCCCAGUUCGCGCUGAAGUUCCUGGACCCCUCGUUCGUGCCCAUCACGAACUCGCUGAGCCAGGAGCUGCAGGAGAAGCCCUCCAAGUGGGCCUUCAACCGGACUGCCUUCGCACAGCAGAGGCAAGAAAUCCUUCAGCACGUUGAUGUCAUAAAAAAUUUUUCUUUGACCAAGAGCAGUGUCCGGAUUGGGCAGCUGAUGCACUAUGAUUACUCCAGCCAUAAGUACGUGUUCUCUAUCAGCAAUAACUUCAGGUCGCUGCUUCCCGACGUGUCUCCCAUCCUGAACAAGCAUUACAACAUCUGUGCUGUGGUUGGGAACAGUGGGAUCCUGACUGGGAGCCAGUGUGGGCAAGAGAUAGAUAAAUCUGAUUUUGUUUUUCGUUGCAAUUUUGCUCCAACUGAGGCUUUCCAGAAAGAUGUUGGCAGGAAAACCAACCUCACGACCUUCAACCCCAGCAUCCUGGAGAAGUAUUACAACAAUCUUCUGACCAUUCAGGAUCGCAACAACUUCUUCUUAAGUUUGAAAAAGCUUGAUGGGGCCAUUCUUUGGAUCCCUGCCUUUUUCUUCCACACGUCAGCAACGGUGACGAGAACACUGGUUGACUUCUUUGUGGAGCACAGAGGGCAACUAAAGGUCCAGUUGGCUUGGCCAGGAAAUAUAAUGCAACAUGUUAACAGAUACUGGAAGAACAAGCACUUGUCACCCAAGAGGCUGAGCACAGGUAUUCUCAUGUACACCCUCGCCUCUGCUGUGUGUGAGGAGAUCCACCUGUACGGGUUCUGGCCCUUCGGCUUCGACCCCAACACGCGGGAGGACCUCCCGUACCACUACUAUGACAAGAAGGGAACCAAGUUCACCACCAAGUGGCAGGAGUCCCACCAGCUGCCUGCAGAGUUCCAGCUGCUCUACAGGAUGCACGGUGAAGGACUGGCCAAACUCACCUUGUCGCAUUGUGCCUAAGAACCAAAAUCUUGAAGUGCCAAAUUACUGUCUAAAAAGUGCCCAAA
Chaetura pelagica (chimney swift) is the source of this 1019-nucleotide messenger RNA. It is a transcript of the gene ST8SIA3, whose product is annotated as ST8 alpha-N-acetyl-neuraminide alpha-2,8-sialyltransferase 3. Gene Ontology annotation, biological process: N-glycan processing; oligosaccharide metabolic process. The transcript is spliced from 4 exons. The record is from RefSeq and is a predicted model, not a curated record. NCBI's taxonomy places the organism in Eukaryota, Metazoa, Chordata, Aves, Apodiformes, Apodidae. Gene Ontology annotation, molecular function: alpha-N-acetylneuraminate alpha-2,8-sialyltransferase activity. The coding region runs from base 1 to 972 and encodes 323 amino acids.